AUGUUGCUGUUCAAAUGCAUUGAAAAUAAACAAGUUUGCAAAAUUUAUUAUCAUAAUUUUGAGGAAUUUUUGAAAUUAUUUUAAGUGAAUUAAGAAUAAUUUAUGUGUUUGUGAUUUAUUUGCAAUUACGUAGAAAUAUAUCCAAAGUAUUUGAAUUUAUUUACAUUUGGGUUACUAUUUACUUUUUUAUGAAAUCAAUUUCCUAUUAAGUUUUAAUUUUUCAUCUCUGCUUUAAUACCUAAUUUGUUCCUUUUUUAUGUAACUGAAGGUAAAAUUUAGUGAGUUAAAAAUGUUAGAAUUGUUUAAAGAACAGGAGCGUCAGCUGAGAUUAAAAGAAGAAUCUGUCCAAAGGAAACGUGAUGCUGCUAUGCAAGAAUGUUACGAAGAUUAUAAAAAAAAAGAAAAAUUUAACGAACAUAUACUUCAAGGAGAAAAAAUAAGGAAUGAGCUGAAAGGCAGCGCUCAAAUGCUGCAGAAUAGAAAGUGCAUGCAGAAUGUGAAAUUAUCUGAAGAAUCUCUAGGAAAGCAUCUGGGUGAGAUAAAACUGAAUAAUCAGCGAGAAGAAAAACUUCGUCAAUUAUUAUGGGAGACAUCUCCUGAAUUAAAAGAACUUAGACAGAAAAUUUUACUUGCUAAUGUUGCCAAAGAUCAUGCUAUGCAAAUGGCAGAAAAACAAGCAUUAUUAGAAUUAAAAAGACAAGAAGAAGAAUCCCUAGCUGAAGCUGCUCGUCUUGAAAAAGUAGCUAUGGAAGAAGAGGAGAGAAAAAAAGAAAUGGAAGAAUUUCAAGCCAAAUUGCAAUACCAUAGAGAUUUGGAUGAAUUACGUCACUUCAAGCUAAAAAAAGAUUCUGCUCAUGAAGAGCAGCUUGAAAGAGAAAGAAAGGCAAUUGAUGAUAUAAAAAGACAAAUUGAAAAAGAAGAUUUAGAGCAUGCUAAAAAGAAGAUUGAAGCUCAGAAAGAACUGCAAAGGCAAGCCCAAGAGCUUCAAAUAGAGCGCGAUAAAAUAAGGCUCCAAGAAAAAUUAAAGGAACGAGCUGUAGAUUUGAAAGUAGAUGAAUAUCGCAAAGCUCAAGAAUUGAGGGUAAAACAGUUGGAGGAGAAGAAACAACUCAGUCUCGAACAAAAGUUGCAACUUCAAGAAGAGCUGCUUUCAUAUUUGGAAAAAAUUUACUCGGAGAAAUUAAAGAAGGAACAUCUUAGAACCGAUCUGGCAGUAGAGGAAAAAGAUGCGAAGGAAAAAGCUAAAGAACUUGAAGCAGAGAGUAAAAGAAUGAAAUUACGUAAAGAACUCCAACGUUUAUAUGAUAUGCAACUAUAUGUCAAAAAACAAAAGCAAGAACUCCAGAAGAAAGAAGAGGAACUCUAUCGGCAAAGUCUUAUGGCUAGAUUAUUUGAAGAAGAUAAAUUAGAAUUAAUGUCUCAGCAAAAGCAGAGGCAGAAGAAACUGGAGCACAUGCGCAUAGCACAGGCAAUGAUUGAAGAGAGCCGUAAAAAGAAAGCAGCUGAGCGAGCAAGAGAAUUGGCUGAUCUAAAAUAUCACGAAGAUGUGGAAUCCGAACGUAUUCGAAUGGUGAAAGAAGAAAAAAUCAGAUUCCUCAAAGAAUGUGCCAGCGAUCUUUUAGGAUAUUUACCAAAAGGGAUUUUUGAAAAUGAUGAAACAAUUGAGCAGCUGGGGGAUGAAUUUAAGAAGUUCUAUUUCCGGCAAAGUUGCAGUAAAUAGACUGAUUGAUCAUAUAUUGUAUAGUAAUACCUGAUAUCCUCUAGUCAUUUUGUGAUUUUAAAUUUUAUUACUUAUUUAUUUUUAAAUUAAUGGCAAUGUUUUAAUGCGAUUUUAUAUGAAAUAUUUUUUAGCACAAUUUGAUUAAAUCGAUAUAUUUUGUUUUCAAGUUUCAUAAUUUAAAAAAAUUUUAAAUCUCAAACAAGUUAUUAAUGAAAUAUUAGAAAUUUGUAAGAUAUUUUUUAAAGCUCUUAGAUUUUAGAAAACUUUUUAAUGAAAAAAAAAAUGAAAGCAAUCAUAAUUGUUAAUAGUAUUAAUUUAUGUUUUAUCUUAUUGGCGUGUUGGUUUUAGAAAAAUUGUAUCUUUUUCUACGAAUUGUUUUGAUAAAUGAUGUAAGCCAAUGCAAAAUAGCAGCAAAACGAGCGAUUUAUUUCAAGCGUCUGUGACUUUAAUCUCUUGCUCAAUAACGUAUAUAAUCAAAUCGUAACACAUCCAGCUUAACGCACAGUACUCUAUAUAUUCCGUCCGGGUACAGUCUGUACUAGUACAGUAUGCUUGAAAUCAGAUAUAUUGUAGGUUAUAGCCCAAAAAAAGAUGAAAUGCAUAGAAUUGAGCCUUGUACCCACACAUUAAUUAUUGCAUACAGCUAGGCUUUCAAAAAUGAAAUGCAGAUUUAAAAAAUAUGUAGAAAAAAAUAAACAGAUUAUGCGAUAUUGCAUAGUUUUUAAGGAUGUCUAUUAAAAUUGACAAAACAUCGAUUACUCAGUUUUCAUUUAAAAAAAAAAAAAUCUAUUCUCCAAUGGCCGCUCUUUAGUUGUAAUGCAAAAAAAUCUAGAUGCCUAUUCUAAAAUAUGAAUUG
This is a messenger RNA of Argiope bruennichi, 2576 nucleotides long. Its product is annotated as meiosis-specific nuclear structural protein 1-like. The record is from RefSeq and is a predicted model, not a curated record. The coding region runs from base 290 to 1720 and encodes 476 amino acids. Lineage: Eukaryota; Metazoa; Arthropoda; Arachnida; Araneae; Araneidae. The transcript is spliced from 5 exons.